Messenger RNA from Trachemys scripta elegans, 3743 nucleotides. Its product is annotated as AN1-type zinc finger protein 5-like. The transcript has 7 exons. NCBI's taxonomy places the organism in Eukaryota, Metazoa, Chordata, Testudines, Emydidae. Bases 274 to 894 code for a protein of 206 amino acids. Gene Ontology annotation, molecular function: DNA binding; zinc ion binding. The record is from RefSeq and is a predicted model, not a curated record.
CCCCGGCGUGGGCCUGAGCUGGCCGGCAGCCGCCCCUGCGUGACCGCCUGUGCCGGGGUCAGGCCCCCUCCCCGCCCGCACGUGUCUGGACGGAGCAGCCGCCCCUGGGCCGGGCCGCUCCCGCGCGGCGUCUGGGUCCGGCUGCCGGCGGCGGGUUGGAUUUUUGUUGCCCUGUUCUCCCUGCCAGAAGGCAGCUCGUGGUUGGGGGUGACGUCUGCCCCAGACAGGAAGCAACAGCUGGAGCAGUUCUUGAACUAAGUUGGAGGCGAGACAAUGGCCCAGGAGACUAAUCAAACACAGGUGCCUAUGCUGUGUACCACAGGCUGUGGAUUCUACGGCAGUCCCCGAACCAAUGGGAUGUGCUCAGUUUGCUAUAAAGAGUAUCUACAGAGGCAACAGAGCAGUGGCCGGAUAAGCCCCCCAGCAGCAAAUGCCAGCAACAGCCCUGCGGCUUCAGAUUCCAUCCCAGGGCAGGGCACAGAGGGAGACCCGACGCCUGAAGAUGUGAAAACCAGCACUCAGACUCCUGUGACCCAUCAGAUGACGGCCAUGAGCAUAUCCAGAGAGGAAACCAGCAGCGAGACAGUCGGAUACAUUAGCACAGACGAAACCUCCUCAGCAUCUUCCUCAUCAGAGACCCUCCUUGAAAUAUCCCAGAACUCUGCUGAGGGGGAGAAGACUUCAGAAAAACCCAAACAGAAAAAGAAUCGCUGUUUUACUUGCCGGAAGAAGAUCGGGCUAACUGGUUUCGACUGCCGCUGCGGGAACCUGUUCUGUGCCAUCCACCGGUACUCUGACAUGCACAGCUGCCCGUACGACUACAAGGCGGAGGCGGCCGAGAAGAUCCGCAAGGAGAACCCCAUUAUUGUGGCAGAGAAGAUCCAGAAGUUGUGAAGGAAGCUGAGCAUUGAGUACUUGAGCCUUGUGGCGUGGCGCUCCUCCCACUCCCGUUCCCGUUCCCUCCCCCCCCCAGGUGUCUGGGAUCCUGCCAAGAGGUGAGGAGACUCAGCAACCCUGUGGCUCCUUCCCCCCCACUUCUUUUCCUCUACCCGUCGCUCAGUUGACCUGUUUUUAACCCGUUUUCAACCAGAAAAAGGGAUCCGCACCUACCCCGCCUGCCCUCCCCCUCCCCCGUUAAGAGUUUGGACUUGUCUUCCAGCAGGGCUGCGUAUACAGCUUACUCGGCAUGGAGGAGUUCAGCAGCCCUCCCGUUCUGUCGACAGGCCCCCCCGCCCCCCCUUGCAAACGGGAGCCUGUUGUGAGCGUCGGUGAGUCACUGCAGCACCUCGCUCUGGACGCUCAGCAGCAAACGUCAUCUCCUCUCCCCCUGAGGCUCCCGUUUGGGCUUAGACGCAGAACAAGGAUUCUGGCCCGUUACAGCUCUGAGUGUUCCCCCUUCCCCUUAAGCAGCGGUUGGUGUCGCGACAGAAUCGUGAAGCGGCGGCGGCUGGUGCAGCAUAAGGAGCUCGUGGCUCGCGGACGCUGCAGCCAGACGUGAGCGUUACGCCCGUGAGCCAGGAACGUUGAGGAAAGACCCGCAAAUGCCUCUUGCCCUUCCCCAGGCUUUGUGGGAUGCUGGGCUCCGCUGCGGGGGCUGCUUUCAACGCUCCGGCGGGACGUCCGGCGCUAGCCUCGUGCUUCAGACUCGCCCAUGUGCAGUUGUUGGCUGCUUACCGAGCAAGGCCGAUUGUAGCCCCACCGAAGCCCACGCGCCAAUAACCCCCUUCCACCCCUCCCACUCUUUACCUUCUGCCUUAUUGUGUGAUUCUCUCUUAUCAGGGUUGUGCGCAAAACUCAGACCAGCAAUCCUCCUCCUCCUCCCUUUGCUGCACGCAUGCAAAUCUCAGAGAGCUCUGUCCUCCCUCCAGGCCUCGCUGAUAUUCAGUGAGCCUCUCUCUCGAGUGGGUGGAUCUGGUGGGAAAUCACACUGAGCCGUUGACCUCUCCCAGCUCACUGCUUGUUCCCCAGGGUGCAGCGGCAGGGGCGGAUCCUCAGCUGUUGUGAAUCAGGGCCGCUCCAUUGCCUUAUAGCAGCUGAAUCUGCCCGCUAAGGAACUUCUACCAUUCUGAGUCGUACAGGUCCCCCCAGUUCCUGGGUGUGGCUCAAAGGGGCUGAAUUUGGGCACCUCUGGGACCCAGACUGAGGUGCUGAUCCUGGAUUCGUGGUGGGAGAGGAAUGUUGGAAACUCACAGGGUCUGGCCCUCCAUUAGAUUUGAAAAGAGGAUUCGGGGCGGGUGUGAAAUCCACUCCUGUGCGGCGCGCCAGCCCCACACCCCUGCACCAUUGAAAUCCCACUUCCGUUCCUGUGCUGAGCAGGACUCAGUACAUAGACGCUGGGCUGGCUCUCUGCAGAGGAGUGAAUUUCACCCGGGCCACGCAGCAGCUAGCCGCCCAGGAAUCAGGCUGCCACUGCUGCUUUGAGGUGGCUCGUUUCUGGGCUGUUUACAGGACCCAACAAACUGAACAAGCCACGAAUCCUAGAAGCAAAGGAAGUGAAAUGAGCCCCGGGAGAACGAAGCAACUAAAAUGCCUCUGCCGCCGCUUUUAAACUAGCCCACGUGAUAAACUGUUUCCUUAAACAUCGACUUCAUAGUAAAAGUGCAAAGAGCAGUUCAAUUCACCGGGCCAGACCUGAGCUGCUGUAAAGCAAUCCUGAAAUCCACGCGGCCUGGCCCAUUCAUACCAGCUGAGGAUAAAGAUGUUUAAUUUUUCUACCUGGAUCCAGCCAAAUCAGUCUCUCCCCUCGUUGUCCUAGCAGCAUUCCCUGCAGAAGGUACCAAGGGGAAAGAAUUCAAGGGCUAAAUUCUGGGCUCAGUAAAUCCAGAGUAACUACAGUGGAGACAGAGCCUGAUUCACUAGUCCCGGCCUCUCCAGUCUUACACUGGAGUAACUCCAUUGAUCUGCAUGGAGCUAGUGCAUAAAACUGGAGUAACGCAUUGGUGAAUCUGAUCCGCUCUGCAAAUCCGGAGUAGCUCCAUUGACUUCAGCGCAGACACGCAGGGCUAGCUCCUCGGCUGGUGUGAACUGGCUGGUUCACACCAGCCGAGGAUCCGGCCUGGAGCACCGAUCCCAAGUAGCAUGGCUGACUUCGUGUUAAAUUCCAAGUCUUGUUUGGUUUCGGCAGAGGUGCUCUAGGUACGUACCAAGGUAACACGGCAAUGAAUCAGAGCCAGGCUGUAAAUGUUCUCGUCCGUGCAGAAAGCUGGAUUAUCUCCGCUGGAGUCAUUCUGGAUAUACACGGGGGCUUCUGAGACCAGCAUUUGGUCUCCAGCAGUUUGGGGUCAUAUAACCAGUCUUGGGGGUUGGUUUCCUUCUGCGCCAUCCUUUUGUUAGCCUAAGUGGGCUCGUUUGGUCUUGUGUUUAAUUCAAGCCAGGAGGGUGAACGCUAGCGGUUUCUUCCUCCCAUCGUACGCAUCCUGGUGCCCAUGCUCAGCUUGAGUCUAGCAGAAACCCCACUUUCUUCUGGAGAGACAUUUUUAUUGGUGAAAAGGGCCUGCUGCACCCUGGCUGCCUUGGUCCCAGCAUGGGAGCCCUGGAACCGUUCUCCGAUCACACACUGUCAGUAGCAUUCACAUUAAACCUGGGAAUUCUUUACCAGGGGGAGGGGCAGUUCAUUGUGGAUGGAAGCCCAAGCAGUGAUAAACCAGCCCUCUGUUUCUCCCCCACUUCCUCUAUUCUCUGUCUUCUUCCUAGAAAGUCUGAUACCAGAUAUGUAAAUAUUAAUAUAUUCUAGUUUGCUUGGA